GAAAGAACAAAGCAACCUUGAAGGAACAAAGGAAUAAUAAAAUUUGACACAGCUUUCUCUGAGCUCAAGCUUGUGUGGGAGAGUUAUCCAUGGCAACACUAUACAGAGUGAGAUCACUACUUUCUAUCUUCAACACCAAAUCCACACUCUCUACAUAUGCUCCAGUUUGCAGCUUCUCUACAUCACCACCCUGUUCUCAGUUUGAGAGUGUUGGAUUCAUUGGGCUGGGAAAUAUGGGAUCCAGAAUGGCAAACAACCUAAUUAAGGCUGGAUACAAAGUGGUUGUUCAUGACGUAAAUUGUAAUGUCAUCAAGAUGUUUACUGACAAGGGAGUUCCAGCAAAACAAACACCAUUUGAAGUUGCAGAAGCUAGUGAUGUUGUAAUUACAAUGUUACCCUCAUCAUCUCAUGUAUUGGAUGUCUACACCGGACCAAAUGGGUUGCUUGAUGGUGAAAGUCGCCUGAGACCACAUUUGUUUAUAGAUUCAUCAACGAUUGAUCCUGAAACAUCAAGAAAGGUUUCUGCAGCUGUAUCCAACUUCCUUUUAAAAGAAAAGAAAGGUUUUUGGGAGAAACCUGUCAUGUUGGAUGCUCCUGUGUCCGGAGGUGUUCUUGCUGCAGAAGCGGGUACUCUCACUUUUAUGGUUGGUGGCUCUGAGGAUGCUUGUCUGGCUGCCAAACCCUUGUUUCUGUCAAUGGGCAAAAACACUAUCUAUUGUGGUGGAGCAGGAACUGGUUCAGCAGCAAAAAUUUGCAACAAUUUGGCAAUGGCCGUGAGCAUGCUUGGGGUAUCAGAAGCCCUUGCUCUUGGUCAGUCACUUGGAAUUGAAGCUGACACUCUAACAAAGGUUUUUAACUCUUCAAGUGCUCGAUGUUGGAGUAGUGAUAGUUAUAACCCAGUUCCUGGAGUUAUGGAAGGGGUGCCUGCUUCAAUGGAUUAUGCUGGUGGAUUUGCAUCUAAGCUCAUGGCCAAAGACUUGAGCCUUGUUGCAGCAUCAGCUAAAGCAGUCGGUCUUAAAUGCCCUCUGACAUCCCAAGCAUUAGAGAUAUACACAAAGCUGUGCAAGGAUGGUCAUGAAAUGAAGGACUUCUCCUGCGCUUUCCGCCAUUAUUACUUUGGUAAGGAUGAGCAGUAGCUUGAUCAAUGAGAGUUGCUGAUUAUAUAAGAUCCUCAAGCAAGGAUGGAGCAAGGGCUUCCUACUUGGGACCGAGUCUAGCCUAGAUUUUUUGUGGGUGACAAUCGCCAACAAAUUAUCUGCGCCAGAUAUUGAAAUACUUGGAGCUUCACCCAAUUCUCAACAUUUCCUGUAGUACAUAGAAUUUGAAGUGGAGUUUUUGGUUAGUGCAAAUUGAAUCAAGUAUUGUCCUUUCAGUAUAAAUAAAUGCUAAAAUGAAUCCUGUAACAUUUUCCAUAGCCUGAUGGCAAUGAUAAUGAAUCAUUAUGAUUUUUCACA
Molecule: messenger RNA, 1454 nt
Organism: Hevea brasiliensis (rubber tree)
Lineage: Eukaryota; Viridiplantae; Streptophyta; Magnoliopsida; Malpighiales; Euphorbiaceae
Product: probable 3-hydroxyisobutyrate dehydrogenase, mitochondrial
Exons: 10
Coding region: 90-1136 (348 amino acids)
Biological process (GO): L-valine catabolic process
Molecular function (GO): 3-hydroxyisobutyrate dehydrogenase activity; NAD binding; NADP binding
Source: RefSeq, a predicted model, not a curated record